Molecule: messenger RNA, 13143 nt
Organism: Salvelinus namaycush (lake trout)
Lineage: Eukaryota; Metazoa; Chordata; Actinopteri; Salmoniformes; Salmonidae
Product: protein bassoon-like
Exons: 12
Coding region: 1-13143 (4380 amino acids)
Biological process (GO): presynaptic active zone assembly; protein localization to synapse
Cellular component (GO): glutamatergic synapse; GABA-ergic synapse; axon
Molecular function (GO): metal ion binding; structural constituent of presynaptic active zone
Source: RefSeq, a predicted model, not a curated record
AUGGGGAGUCCUAAACCUGGGAUGCAGCUUGGCUAUGGAGGGAUGGCUGGAGGAAUGGGUGGAGGAGGAGGUCAGAGACUGGCCAACCAAGAGAGCCACAGGCCGAUGCAGCAAUCUAGCUCAGGCCCUGACCAUGGCUCUGGCCCAGGGAUGGGUGCUGGGAUAGGUGGCUGUCAGGGUCAGCAUGGCCAGAGCCCCGGUCAGCCCGGUCAGCACGCCUCCAGACGGAACCUCCAGGUGGACUUCAGCAGCUCGGGAGGCCGGACGGGCCGCUCCUCCUCAGCGUCUCCGGACCGGGGGAUCACCCCCACCUCGCCCUACUCGGUGCCUCAGAUCGCCCCCAUGCCCGUCAGCAAGCUGUGCCCCCUCUGCUCCACCACAGAGCUGACCCACCCGCCGGCCCUGCCAAACUACAACACCUGCACACAGUGCCGCUCCACCGUCUGCAACCAGUGUGGCUUCAACCCCAACCCCCAUCUCACAGAAGUCCAGGAGUGGCUCUGUCUCAACUGCCAGAUGCAGAGGGCCUUGGGCAUUGACAUGACCACCCCACGCUCCAAGAGCCAGCAGCAGAUCCACUCUCCAUCCCACCAAACCAAACCCAUAGUCCAGCCACCACCUGUUCAGCCAGCUCAGCCAGCAGCCCAGCCAAAACCCCAGCCUCAGCCCCAGGCCCAGCCCCCACCACAGUCAAAACCCCACUCCCAGCCCCAGCACCAACUCUACGGUCAAUCCCAGCCCUAUGGUCAAUCCCAGCCCCAGGCCCAGCCCUAUGGUCAAUCCCAGCCCUAUGGUCAAUCCCAAUCCCAGGCCCAGCUUUAUGGUCAGUCCCAAUCCCAGCCCCAGCCCUAUGGUCAAUCCCAAUCCCAGGCCCAGCCCUAUGGUCAAUCCCAAUCCCAGCCCCAGCCCCAUGGUCAAUCCCAAUCCCAGGCCCAGCCCUAUGGUCAAUCCCAAUCCCAGGCCCAGCCCUAUGGUCAAUCCCAAUCCCAGCCCCAGCCCUAUGGUCAAUCCCAGCCUCAGCAACAGCCCUACAACCAAACUCAGCCUCAGCCACAUGGUCAAUCCCAUCCACAGGCCCAGCCACAUGGUCAAUCCCAGACCUAUGGCCAUUCCCAGCCCCAGAAACAGCCCUAUGAUCAAUCCCAGCCCCAACAACAGCCCGACAGCCAAACUCAGCCUCAGCCAUAUGGUCAAUCUCAGCCCUAUGGUCAAUCCCAGCCCCAGCAACAGCUCUACGGCCAAAGCCAACCUCAGCCCCGGCCAUAUGGUCAAUCCCAGCCCUAUGGUCAAUCCCAGCCCCAGCACCAGCCUCAGGCCAAACCCCAAGCUCAGCAUCAGCCACAGACCUCUCCUGGCCUACAGAGACACCCUAUACCCGGCUCUGCCUCCCUGCCCGGGUCAACGACAAGCUCCCCCCAGCACAUCCCAUAUGGCCAGAGAGGGCCUGGAGGUCCCGGCCAGCCCCGGAUCCCCCAUCCUGGGGCAGUCCCCCUGGUGGGCAUGGCCAAGGCUCCCUCCCAGCCAGACCUGGGCCGAGGCUCCCCGCUGCACCAGGGCGGCCGUCAGGCUGCCAGCGCCGGCUCAUCGCCUUCCCAUCGGCCCGCUGCUCCCCAGGGGCAACCGCCCCAGGACGGCCUGACCAAACUGUUUGGCUUUGGGGCAUCGCUCCUCAACCAGGCAGCCAGCACCCUGGCCUCUGUGGACCCCCUCUCAGGGACACCAUCCACCCAGCCCUCCCCUGCCAGGGGUGGGCCUUCCAACAAACAACAAGGACCUCCUGGUGCCAAACCAUUCCAGACGGGUGGCCCCCAUGCACCACAGAUGGGUGGCCCUCAUGCACCCCCGAUGGGUGGCCCGCAAGCACCACAGAUGGGUGGCCCACAAGCACCCCAAAUGGGUGGCCCACAAGCACUUCAAAUGGGUGGCCCUCAUGUACCGCAAAUGGGUGGACCCCACACACCAACUCAGAUUGGUGGCCCGUAUGCACCACAAAUGGGUGGCCCACAUACAUCAACUCAGAAAGCACCCCAACAGCAGCAAUCACCUGUGCAUCAUCAGAAGGGACCACAGCAACAACAGCAACAGCAGCAGCAGCCGGCCAGACAGGAGCCUGUUCCCAAGCCGGUGGAGCCCGAGAAGCACAAAGUCAAAUGCCCCCUGUGUAAGACAGAGCUCAACAUUGGCAGCACCACUGAGCCGCCUAGCUACAACUCCUGUACCCAGUGCCACACUCAGGUCUGCAACCUAUGUGGAUUCAACCCGGCGCCUCACCUGGAGUGUGGCUCAGUGGAGCUCAGUGUAGCUCAGUGGGGCUCAGGGUGGCUUAGUGGAGCUCAGUGUGGCUCAGUGGAGCUGAGUGGGGCUCAGUGGAGCUCAUGUGGCUCAGUGGAGCUGAGUGUAGUUCAGUGGAGCUCAGUGGAACUGAGUGUGGCUCAGUGUGGCUCAGUGGAGCUGAGUGUAGUUCAGUGGAGCUCAGUGGAACUGAGUGUGGCUCAGUGUGGCUCAGUGUGGCUCAGUGGAGCUGAGUGUAGUUCAGUGGAGCUCAGUGGAACUGAGUGGGGCUCAAAGAAAGAAUGGCUCUGUCUGAACUGCCAGACCCAGCGACUGAUGUCUGGAGGGCUCCGGGAUCCCUCUCCUGUAUCUCAUCCGUCUCCAAAGCACCAACCAAUGGGUUCUCCACACCACCAGGCACUGGCCAGUCAGCAGCCUGUUCAGCAGCCACCCUUCCAAAAAUUGACCAAUCAGCAGCAGGAAGGGUCGAGACAGAUGCAGCCGCAGCAGCAGAAGCCCCAGACAGCCCUGGGGAGCGGACCUUUCGAACCAACUGCAGCAAAGCAACCUGGAGACACAAAGGCCCCUGUCCAGGCCACACCUACACCUGCAAUCGAGCCCCUGAAACAACCAAAGGCCACGGAAGAGACUACGCCAAAACCAGAGAAGUUGGUGGAACCCGCCAUAGACACCAAACCGACUCAGAAGAAGGGAGAGCCAAUCACACCAAUAAAAGAGAUAAAGAAGUCGAGAUAUGAUGAGACCAAGAACAGCACUCAGGACCUGUCGCGGAGCCCCCAGAGCCUGAGCGACACGGGCUACUCCUCCGACGGCAUCUCCAGCUCCCACAGCGAGAUCAUCGGCCUCAUCCAGGAGGAGGAGAUGAAGCUGAGUGAGAGGGGCAUCAGCGGGCGUGGCAGCCCCCCCAGCCCCUCCGAGAUCACCAAGCUGGAGAGCUCCAUGAGGCCCCUGCUGGAGUGCAAGACCCUGCCAGUUGAGGAGAGGGAGCGCGAAAGGGGCCGAGGCCGGCACCACCGAGAGCAGAGACCCCGGUCGCUGUCCAUCACUCCGGAGGCCUAUGACUCUGAUGAGGAGCUGGAGGACAUUGUGGAAGAGGAGGAGGAGGACGGAGGAGACUGGGAGUCCAAACAGGAGCACAAGAGCAGUGCCGCUCCCAAAGAGGAGAAGAAAGUGGCCGAGCCGGAGCCGAUGACAGAUGAGGAGUUCAUGAGGAGGCAGAUCAUGGAGAUGAGCGCUGACGAGGACAACGAGGAAGAGGAGGAGGACAUGGAGGAAGAGGACGAGGAGGACGAAGGCUACGGCUACCAAAAACCUAAAAAAACACACAAGCACAUCUCAGAGUUGACGAAAGAGAAGCGCCGCCUCUCUCACCAGUCCAGCAGCUUUGAGGAAGACACCAAAAGCUCCAGCGACAUCUACAAAUGUUCUGCGGAGGAAGGAGAGGAGGGGGGUAUGGGGGGCCUGCGCCGCUUCAAGACAAUCGAGCUCAACAACACCAACAGCUACAGCCGCGACAUGGAGCUCAACAACGAGAACGACCUCAGCCUGGACCGAGAGCCCGAGUUGGAGAUGGAGAGCCUGACGGGGUCUCCCGAGGAGCGCUCCAGGGGUGAGUACUCCUCCACCCUGCCACCCACCACCUCCAGCUACAACUCUGGCACCUCCCCCACCUCCAUCUCCUCCAUGGAGGAAGACAGCGACAGCAGUCCCAGUCGCAGGCAGAGACUGGAGGACGCCAAGCAGCAGAGGAAGGCCCGCCACCGCUCCCACGGCCCCCUGUUGCCCACCAUUGAGGACUCCUCGGAGGAGGACGAGCUAAGAGAGGAGGAGGAGCUGCUGCGGGAGCAGGAGAAGAUGAGGGAUCUGGAGCAACAGAGGAUCCGCAGCACGGCUAGGAAGACCAAAAGAGAUAAGGAGGAGCUGAGGGCCCAGAGACGCAGGGAGAGAUCCAAGACGCCCCCCAGCAACCUCUCCCCCAUCGAGGAUGCCUCCCCUACUGAGGAGCUGCGACAAGCUGCGGAGAUGGAGGAGCUCCACCGAUCCUCUGCCUCAGAAUACUCCCCCCAGAGCCUUGACUCAGAGGCUGAGGGAUACAAGUCUAAACUCUACAAGUCUGGCAGCGAGUAUAACUUGCCCACGUUCAUGUCUCUGUACUCUCCUACUGAGAAGUCGUCGACGACCUCAACCACCACCGCGCCCUCCAGCAGCAAGCCCCUGAAGAGUGCUGAGGAGGUGUAUGAGGAAAUGAUGAGGAAAGCCGAGUUGCUGCAGAAACAACAGAAACAGCAACAGCAGCAGCAACAAGGGAGACACAACAGUGCAUAUGAGGACGACACGAAUGGCCAACAGUAUGAAGAUGAGUAUGAGUAUGAGCAGGCUGAGACUAGUUAUGAAAACAAGGCGGCAGAGACAGGAGACAUCUACGAAGAGAUCCGCCAGACCUCCCAAAACAUCACUAAGAUGCAUCAAUCCUCAGCCCUGGAGUUACAGCAGCAGGCAGACGAGCAGGUGGAAAUAGACGACAGCACCUAUCCAGAUAAGCAGCUUUUAGAUACAGGGUCGGCCUUCGCUAAGCUGCUUGAGCAGACCAAUGACUUAUUGACUCCUGGCAACAGCCCCACUCAGCUCUCUGCACCUGUGGCUUUUUCUGAGACCGGAGGAAGGAUCCCUGAUGUACGGGUGACACAACACUACUCCAAAGAUGUCCAUAAAGCCGGGAUGAAGAGCCAGACGGGUAAAAAUGGCAUUACUCCAGUGGCGGCCGCCACCACAAUAGCAGCCUACGGGGUUUAUUCCCGGGAUGCAGUGACCAUCUCUCACACAAGCGCUAGUCAAACGAUGACGACCAGCCAAUCCAUCAUGUAUGGUCGACAAACUGGAGGACCUGCCACUUCAACCACAACCAUCUCAAAUGUGUGCAGCAAGAUAGCGGAGAUAACACAGGCUUACAGCCAAAGAGAGGUGGUUGCGAGAAGGGUGGGCGAGAGCCGAGGGGUCCAAGCUAGAGAGAGUGCGACAUCUUCAGAGCAUGUCAUAGAGCCCCGCUCGCCAAAGAUGUACUCGUACUACAAGAGCUCCAGCUCCCCUCUGUCUCCCUCUGCCUCGCCCACUGAGAGCCCAAGUCGCUCACCCUCCAGGAGUGCCGAGAUAUCCACUCAGACAUUCAGCCCAGGCAUAGGGGCUCUGUCGGCUGGCUCGGGGCCCACCUCCCCAGUGAUGGCCCAGGGGACACAGACAUCUCAAAGGGCCGUAUCCCCACGUCUCUUCAGACAGCAAUCCUCCCAGCAUGCCCCCUACAUGGUCCCUGCCAAACCAAUGACGGUCAACACCGCCACGUCACCUUUAUCCUCGCCCACCAGAUUCAUCCGACAGUCGACAUUUGACAGCUACUCUCCACAGGCCAGUCCACCAGACACCCCUCCAUACCACCAGUCUCCCCAGCACAGCUUCUAUAGGAUGCAGAAGGUGGAGAAGGUCAGUGUUGGAACCAGCAUGGUCACCACAGCUAGCACCUACAGCCGUGGUUCCAUGUCUAUGGACAACAUCUCUCUCUGCAGGAUCUCCAGCAUCCCGCGGACCUCGAGUGUCGAGCCGGGCCAGAUGAUCCAUGGUGGGAGUGUGGUGGAUCUGAGAACAGUAGAUCUGAGAACAGCCACUAACGCAGCUCCCAUUAUCAUGACUGCCCAUGGCAUGGAUCUUACCUCCCUGGCCAGAGAAACACGCAAAUACACCAGCGGGCCCGAGGGGAGCCACCCCUCCAGUAUCAUCCAGCCCCUCAUCAUGAACCUAAACACCCAGCAGCAGCCCCACGUAAUGGUAUCCACUGCAACCACGAUGAGCGUCACGGUGGCCACCUCCAUGUUCAUAUCACAGCCCCAACAGCCCAUGGUCUAUGGGGACCCUCUACAAAACAGAGUUGACCUCGGUCAGGGCAUGGGCUCAGCCAUGUGCCUCAUCCAGCAGCAGCAGCUUCUCCAGCAGCAGCAAAAGCUUCAACAGCAACAGCAGCUCUUGGAGCAACAGCUCCAGCAACACCACCAGAUGCAGCAGCAGUCCUCCGUAGCUCGGUUCAACCUACCAGGCCAGAUGACGCUGCUCAAGAAAGACCUUCUGGUCAGCCAAACCAGCAAUACCCCAGCCGUGGUCAGUACUAUAUCCCCUGCCGUUGCCCCUGAUAUCUACGGCACUGGAGGUCCCCUGGAGCUGAAGAGCAAACCAACCCCGGCAGGUGUGAUACACCUGGCUGGGGGUGGGCCUCAUGGCAUGAUGGUCCAAAUGGAUGGGGCCCCACAGGGAGGACCAGUGACCCAGCUGGUGAAGACAGAGGAGGGCAAGGAUGCCGUGGACCUCACAGGGGGACAGAUCAAAGCUGAGAACCAACCAGCUUGCUGUGAUGUUGUGUACCACCUCCCAUUUGGAGGUAGCUGCGUUGGCGGACCAUUCUCCCAAAAGCCAAAUGUUGAUGAGAAAGUGGCCACUCAAGAGCCAAGACCACACUCUGUGCCACCACUCUCUUAUGAGUCGGACCAGGAGGGCCAGUAUCAGGAGUUUUCUAUGGAUGGGCGUAAAGCCUACACAUUACCGUUCCCUGGCCGGCUACAGCCCUCGAUGUCUGACACCAACCUAGCAGAGGCCGGACUCCAGUCCUACCACUCCAAGAUGGACCCACACUUCCAGACCUCUGGAGAGCUGGCUGUGGACCUCAGCACCAUGAAACACACCUAUGAGGGAGGCUUCCUCGGACUGGGCAUGCAGUAUGGCUCCUACACUGACCUACGCCAUGGAGGGGACAUCACUGCAACUGCCCUGCCCAUACGCAGAUUCAACUCCCUGUCAAACAUCAGCUCUGACUAUGGCUACUCCCCCCGAGACCUCGCUAACUUCCAGGAGUCCAACCUGGCCCAGUACAGUGCCACCACUGCCAGAGAGAUCAGUCGAAUGUGCGCUGCCCUCAACUCAAUGGACCGCUAUGGGAGCAACCCAGAGCUUGUGCAAUAUGGUGUAGGCAGAGGAACAGGUCCAGGUGGCAGGCUUAACUCUAUGAGACAAAAUAUGCUCUAUGGACCUGACGGGAAGCCAAUCUCUCACACCCAAGCGCUCACCAACAUGAUCAAUGCCAGGCAAGCCAGCCUCCGAGCCAUGUACCCGUCUGCCAUGAGGUCUGCAGAUGGGAUGACCUAUUCUACCAUCAACACACCCAUCGCCUCCACCUUGCCAAUCACUACCCAGCCUGCCUCAGUGCUGCGCCCGCUAUUAAGUGGAGUGUACAGGCCUUUACCCACAGCCAAUAUGACACCUGUGCCUCUGGCCAGCCUCACCAGGAUGCCUGUGAACCCACGGAUGCCUAUGUCUGGAAAGGCCCCAUACCGUUAUCCGGCUCCCAACGUCUUCCCAUCUACGACGUCGGCCCCUGUGAGCAUGCCUGCCUCCGUCACCACCACUCAGGAUGCCCCAAUCUACCUAGGGAAGCCCUCUGUGACAUCAAGUGGAUCUGAUCCCCUAUAUCAAUCUCCUGUUGCCCAUACAUCAGCCUCAGUGAGCUUGCCAACGGAGUCCGAGCAGCAGCCCAUAAACCUGACCCAGGCUCACCUCCACACUCAGGCCCCAGGGCAGCCCCAGGUCCAGCCUCAGAACCAGCCCCCAGCUCAGCCCCAGCACAUGCAACCUCAAUUCCACCCUCAGGGCCAGCAUCCACCCCAGAGCCAGCCACCUCCAGCCCAUGCUUACCCCCCAACACAAAGCUACACUGGGCCCCAGAGCAGCACCCAGCCCCAUCACCCAACCCCACCCUCCAGCGGCCCUGUCAACCCGGAGACCGAGACUGAGGAAGAGAGGCUGCACCGCCAGCAGGAGCAGCUUCUGCAAAUGGAGCGGGAACGCGUGGAGUUGGAGAAGCUGCGUCAGCUGCGUCUGCAGGAGGAGCUGGAGAGAGAGCGCAUGGAGCUGCAGCGGCACCGUGAGAAAGAGCAGAUGCUGGUGCACAGGGAGAUCCAGGAGCUGCAGACCAUCAAGGAGCAGGUCCUGCAGCAGCAGCAAGCUGAGAGGGAGAACCAGCUGGUGAUGCAGAAGGAGCAGUUGGCCCAGCAGAAAGCCCAGCUUGACCAGAUCCAGUCGCUGCAGCAGCAGCUCCAGCAGCAGCUCGAGGAGCAGAAGCGACAAAAGACUGCUGCAGCUGCUGCUGCUGCAGCCACCGCAGCCGCUCAGUUGGACCAGAGCGGCCAGAUGCUGCAGCCCUACAGAAACCAAAUGGGCUUCAGGUCCCUGCCCAACUCCUCCUCAGACAUGUGUCUAAGGAACAACGAGGAGCAGAUGGAGACCAGGACCAACAUGAGAAAGCAGAACUCCACCUCCAUGCCCCGACUGAGGGAUGGAAUGGAGGGCGAGAGCGUUGAGUUCUACGGAGCCCGGAGGAUCGUGGACAGUUGCGUUCAAACAGACGAAGAGGACGGUGAGGAGAGGUACAUCAUGUCUAGGCGCAGACGCAACAGGCGCAGCGUGGACCGCAGCGUCCAGACCGACGACGAUGAGGAGAAAGUGGAGUGGGAGCAGCCUGUGAGACGCAGACGCUCACGCUUCUCCAGGCACUCGGAUCCCGGGGCCGACCACAAGACUGACACAGCCUCCAAGACGGCCACCUCAUCCAGCAUCGCCAUUCAGACCAUUCGAGACUGCUCCUGCCAGACCGAAACAGACCAGCUGGGGAAGGUGUCCCCGGCCAUCCACGUCACUGUCCCAGACCCGAACAAAGUGGAGAUCGUCCACUACAUCUCAGGCCCUGAAAGGACCCAGAAGGGUCAAAGCCUAGCCUGCCAAACAGAUGUGGAGGCCCAGUCUCAGGGCGUGGUGGUGCCACAGCUCAGCGUGCCCACCACCAUCAGCCCCUACUCCACAGGUAUCCAGCUGGUUGGCUCCGCCGACCCGCGGCAGCAGCAGAACAGGAGGAGGUCUGACCCCAUGGAGAUCAGCUACCAGACCCAGACCCAGACCCAGCCCAUGAACCACCUCCACAACGAGUCCCUCUCCAGCCUGAUCCGUCAGCCCCCCAAGUCCCCCCAGGUGCUCUACUCCCCUGUGUCCCCCGUCUCCCCCCACCGCUUGCUGGAGACCUCCCUUUCCAGCGGCGGGCUGAACAAGGCCCAUGUCACUCCCCAGCAGAAGGCCUACACAGCCGAGUCACCCCAGCGCCACCCCAGCAUGCCCCGCCCUAUUAAGAACACACAGAGGUCCAUGUCUGACCCCAAGUUGCUGAGCCCCACCACUGACGAGCACACUAAGGCCAGGCUAAACCUGUACCAGCAGCAAGCUCUUCAGAGCCAGCUUGCUGCCCUGCAGCAGAGCGCUCUGAGGAAGGUGAAGAGGACCCUGCCCAGCCCCCCUCCAGAGGAGAGCCACCUCCCCAUCAUCACCCCGGCCGUCCCUCAAAUGUACAUGCCCGCUGUGCACUCCCUGAGGGCCGGGUCCAGGCCAGGUCUGGCAGCCAAAGCCAGCCUCCUGAAGGACCUCACCCACGAGCUGAAGGCCGUGGAGCAGGAGUCCACCAAGCUCCGCAAGCAGCAGCAGGAGCUGGAGGAGGAGGAGAAGGAGAUUGAUGCGAAGCUGCGCUACCUGGAGCUGGGCAUUCAUCAGCGCAAGGAAACCCUGGUGAAGGAGAGGGAGAGGAGGGAUCUGGCCUACCUGCGCUGCAUGGGCGACCCGCGAGACUACAUGUCAGACAGCGAGCUGAAUAACCUGCGGCUGGCGGCGGCGGUAGCUUCCUACGAGAGCAACGGGGUGCUGACCAGACCGAGCACAGCACCACUGAGCCAGUACACCAGCGACCUCAACACAGCCGCCCAGUUCCCUCCCAUCUCCUCCUUCGUCUCCUACCAGUCAUACCACCCCCAGAGCCAGCCAGCUCCAGCACCCCAGCCUGGCACCCCUUAUCAGACCGCAGCCUUCAACCAGCCCCCCUACCCUUCAGUGUCCCAGGCAGCAGCUCUUCCCCAGCCCACCCCCCUGCAGACCCAACAUCUUCCCCCAUCCUACCAGACCCAGGGGUCCUUCCCCUCCCACACAUACCCCCAGAGCCAGCCCCCCUACCCGACAGAGCAGGGGGUGCAGCCACUGCUCCAGCAACAGCAACAGCCAAGCCACCAGGGGUUCCAGCCUGCCCAGCCUGGCCAACCUCCCUACCCCACCCACACCUCUCCAUACCCCAGCCAGGUGUCCUACCCAGCUGGCCCAAGCCAGACCACUCCCUACCAGCCCCAGGCAGACAUCCUCACUGUUCAUCAGAGACCCAGACAGACCUCUCUGACUGACCUGGAGCACAAGAUGCCCACUAACUAUGAGGUCAUAAGCAACCCCACUGUAGUGGUGACCACCACAGCCCAAGAUGCCAUCUACUCCUCCUCCAGUGGGGCUCCCCCAUACGGACAGUAUACUGGUGGUACCACUAUGGUCAACACUUAUGGGCCAUACUCUUCUACAGUCUCUAGUACAUAUGGCCAGUACACCACGACAGUUGCCAACACAUACGGGCAGCAGUACACUUCCACCCUGGCCAGUACGUACGGCCAGUAUACCACUACCACAGCUAACACCUACGGCUACACCACCACUACAGCCAACUCCUACGGCCAGUACACCACCACCACCAACAGCUACGGCCACGGCACUCCAUCUGACCGUCUGCACUCGGUUGACAGCCCGUCCACCUACGCACAGGACGGUCUCUACGGCCCAGCCAGCCUGGAGCAGAACAUCCCAAGGAACUACGUCAUGUGCGACGACAUCAGUGAGCUGACAAAGGACAGCCUGGGCGGCAUGGCGGCGGACAUGCAUCGAAGCGACGGUCAUGGUGGACGCUACAUGGGGGAGAGCGGCCCGGCGAGAGGAGGGAGUUCCUACGGCAGGCCGGAGGACGAGCUGACCAGGGAGGAAGACCUGUACGACCACCAUGGCAGGGGUAAGAGCAGCUACCACCCACGAGGGUCAGACACAUAUGGCCGAGUAGUGGGCAGCAGCAGCACUAGCAUGGGUGGGGGAUCCUCCUAUUACUAUGAUGACUACACCAAACACGGCGCACUACGCACCGGGGUCCAGAAGCAAGCUUCCAAGAGCCUGGCUCCGGCUGUCAUGUCCUCCAAGCGCAGCAAGCACCGCAAGCAAGGCAUGGAGCAGAAGAUCUCCAAGUUCUCCCCCAUCGAGGAAGCACGUGACGUGGAGGCUGACCUGGCCUCCUACACCAUGAGCACGUCUGGCGGUGGCAGCUGCACCGUAGUGUCCCGGGCCAGGAAGCUGCAGGACGACAUGGCCUACGGCCUGAGGAAGAGUGCCUAUGAGCAGAAGAGAUACUCCUAUCCCGAGGAGGACGAGCGCAUGUACUACACCUCGGGCCGUUCACGCUCCACAGGCUAUGGCAUGGACAAGAUCUCGUCCCGGGACUAUGCCGGCUACCGCAGCCGCUCCUAUGAGAGAGAUGGGGACAGGGAUCGCUCGUCGUACAGGGUGGGAUACAGCCGGGGCAGACCCCCCAUGCGCUCCCAGUAUUCGGAGGAGGAGAGCCUGCUGAGCUCCAUGGGUGUUCAUGUGCGGGCCUCCUCCCUGGGCCCAGAGCUGUACGACAGCCGUAGUAAUCAGUAUUAUGGCCAGUACGGCUCCAGCCACUCCCUGCCUGAUGUGCAGGACCACAUGAGAGACUUGCCCCGGACUCACGUCUACAAACCAGACGAUUCUUACAUUAUAGACGAUAUGCAUUGCGCUGUUUCGGACAGCGAAGCCUACAAUCUUGGCCAAGAGGAGACAGACUGGUUUGAGAAGCCCAGGGACCUGCGCUCCGGCUCCCGUCACUACGGCAGUGGAGGCCACUCCUCGUCCGGCCGCAGCCGCCACGUCAAGCACACCUACCACGACUACGAGGAGCCCACAGAGGAGGACCUGUGGCCCCAGGACGAGUAUGGCCAAGCCCGUCACUCCUCCUCCUCGCGGGACCACCACCCCCACGGCAGCGGCAGCUCCGGGAGACACUCCUCUACGUCCCGCCACUCGGACGAGCCCCGCUCCUCUCGCUCCUCCAAGGGCCAUCCCAAAGACCCGUCCAUGCGCCACGACUCCCGCCAGUUGUCCUCGUCGGGAAAGAGGGGCGACUCCCGCUCCCAGGGGGGGUAUCACUCGUCGGACUACUCCAGGGACCCGUCGGGCCACCACCACAGCCAGGGCCGCUCCACCAAGUCCUCGUCCUCUCACGAUGGGCGGACUUCCUCCAGGAAGCAGCAGGACCUCCAGGGCCACACUUCCUCUACCUCCAGGGGCCAGGGCAGCUCUGGACGUGGGCAGGGCUCCACCAGUGGGCCUCCAGGCUCCAGGGGACAGGGUCCUACCUCCCAGCAGGACGGGCUGCAGCCAGGCCAACGCACCCAGCUGCAGCAGCAGCCCCAGACCUCGGCGGCACGGCAGACAGGCACCAUCCCAGCAGGCACCACUCCUGGGGGCCAGCAGCCUCUGGGCCCGGGCCAAGCCCAGCAGGGUCUACAGGCGAAGCCUGGUCAGCUUGGUCCUGGUCAGGCCAGUCGCCAGUUGCCACCAACUGUGGCACCUGUCGCAAACACACCCCCUGUGACUGCCAUAGGGGCCAAAGCUGUCAUAGGAGGGGUGGCCCAGCCUGCAAAAACACCUCAACCCCCACUCACAGGAAUAGGCUCCAAGGCCGCCCCUAGACCCGGUGGCAUUGGGAGCGCGGCAGCGGGUCAACCUGGGAUGGAGGGGGAGAGUCUCCUCUCCAAGGUCCUACCAGGAAACCCUGCGGAGGCAGCAGGAAAACUAGGAGAAGCUAUCUCCGGUUUCGGCAAGAAGUUCACCUCGUUGUGGUGA